GUACAAUAAAAUAUUUCUUAUGAGUAGAUGGAGGGAAACGAUGACGCUUGGUUGCUCUAUAGAAUAUGAGUAGUUGCAGAAUGGAGAAACACACAGCCUUGAAGAGCUCCCUUUUACUCCAACAACGCCACAAACCCUUUUCCAAAGAAACCUCCCAUUUUGGGCUUUCUCUCCAAUCCUACCUCACAGUCUGAAGAGGCUUAACACUGGAGUGAAGUAAAGAAACUUAUGAUCACAUCUUUCCCUGGACCUAGGUCGUGCAACUUUUUUUAGCGGGAGUCCAUUUGAUCAUUUUGAAUAGAACGGCAAAGCUUAUGCUUCUUACCAGGCCAGCAAUGCUUGCAUUUUCCCAGACUUUGUUUUGACUUUAGUAAUCUCAGGAGAAUUUUAGGACAAUGAACUGCGUUUUAGCGCUGCCUGCCCAGAAAGAACGAAAUGUGAUCGAAUCGGAAAGGAAGAGAGGGUCCAAGAAACGUAAGCCUCAUCAAGGUGACAUCGAGGAGAAGGUUGGUUCUGAUUUGUAUUCUUAUGGAUGUGACAUUGGAUUUGUAGGAGAUAAGUUGCUGUCAGAUGGAAAGAUUCAAUCCAAGCAAAAGAUGAAGAAAACAGUUGAAGAUGAGCAGCAGGAAAAUGCAAAUGACACUGAAGCCAGUAAAUUCAUACUCAAGAGGAGUGAGCCUCACAUUUACAGCAGGGAGAAGAUUGAUCAAGAAUUGUGCAGUUAUGGCUGUGGUAUUGGAUUUGUUGAAGAUAAGCUGCUAGUAGAGGGAAACAUUAAAUCCAAGGACAAGAAGAAGAAAAAGAAGAAAGUGGUUGACCAUAAGCUGCAGGAGGAUGACUUUGCCCUUGGUUGUAUUGAUGAUAAACUCUUGGUGGAUGGAAUGAUUAAAUCCAAGGAAAAGAGGAAGAAGAAAUUUGCUGAUAAUAAGCUGCAGAAGAAUGGUGGUGAUACCAAAACCAGUAACUUCAUACUCAAGAAGCGUGAGCCUCAAGGUGACAACAGAGAGAUGAUUGAUCCAGAUUCACGUUUUUAUGGCUCUGAACUUGGAUUUGUUAAAGAUAUUUUGCUGGUUGAUGAAAAGAUUAAAUCCAAGGAAAAGAAUAAGAGGAAAAAAACUGUCAAGGAUGAUGAUGCUGAAACCAGUAAAUUCAUACUCAAGAUGUGUGGGCCUCAAGGUGUCAAUAGGGAGAAGGUUGAUGUUGAAUUGUGCUGUUAUGGUAGUGAAGGGAAUGUAGGUGAAAUUGCUACUGAAAAGAUGGAAUCAGAAAGGAAGAGAAGGUCCAGGAAGCGUAAGCCUCGUCAAGUUGACAUUGAGGAGAAUAGUGGUCCUGAUCUAUGUUCUUCUGGAUCUGAAAUUGUAUUUGUUGGAGAUAAGCUGCUGUCAGAUGGAAAGGUUAAAUCCAAGCAAAAGAAGAAAAAAACAGUUGAAGAUGAGCAGCGGGAGAAUGGUGAUGAGACUAAAACCAGUAAACUCAUACUAAAGAGGCGUGAUCCUCAGAUCGACAGCAGGGAGAAGAUUGACCCGGAAUUGUGCAGUUAUGGCUGUGGUAUUGGAUUUGUUGAAGAUAAGCUGCUAGAAGACGGAAACAUUAAAUCCAAGAAGAAGAAGAAGAAGAAGAAGAAGAAGAAAGUGGUUGACCAUAAGCUCCAGGAGGAUGAAUUUGCCCAUGGCUUUGUUGAUGAUAAACUCUUGGUGGAUGGAAUGAUUAAAUCCAAGGAAAAGAGGAAGAAGAAAUUUGUUGAUAAUAAGCUGCAGAAGAAGGGUGAUGAUAGCGAAACCAGUAACUUCAUACUCAAGAAGCGUGAGCCUCAAGGUGACAACAGAGAGAUGAUUGAUCCGGAUUCACGUUUUUAUGGCUCUGAAAUUGGAUUUGUUGAAGAUAAUUUGGUGUUAGAUGGAAAAAUUAAAUUAAAGGAAAAGAAUAAGAGGAAAAAAACUGUCAAGGAUGAUGAUGCUGAAACCAGUAAAUUCGUACUCAAGAUGUGUGAACCUCAAGGUGACAAUGGGGAGAAGAUUGAUGUUGAAUUGUGCUGUUAUGGUGGUGCAGGGAAUGUUGGUGAACUUGAUACUGAAAAGAUGGAAUCGGAACAGAAGAAAAGGUUGAAGAAGCGUAAGCCUCAUCAAGGUGACAUUGAGGAAAAUAGUGGUCCUGAUUUGUGUUCUUCUGCAUGUGAAAUCGUAUUUGUUGGAGAUAAGCUGCUGUCCGAUGGAAAGAUUAAAUCCAAGCAAAAGAAGAAAAAAACAGUUGAAGAAGAGCUUGAUGAUGAGACUGAAACCCGUAAGUUCAUACUCAAGAGGCGUGAGAAGAUUGGUCCGGAAUUGUGCAGUUAUGGCGGUGGCAUUGAAUUUGUUGAAGAUAAGCUGCUAGUAGAGGGAAACAUUAAAUCUAAGGACAAGAAGAAGAAGAAGAAAGUGGUUGACCAUAAGCUGCAGCAGGAUGACUUAGCCCUUUGUUUUGUUGAUGAUAAGCUCUUGGUGGAUGGAAUGAUUAAAUCCAAGGAAAAGAGGAAGAAGAAAUAUGCUGAUAAUAAGCGGCAAAAGAAUGGUGAUCAUACCGAAACCCAUAACUUCAUACUCAAGAAGCGUGAGCCUCAAGGUGACAACAGAGGGAUUAUUGAUCCUGAUUCAGGAUUUUAUGGCUCUGAAUUUGGAUUUGUUGAGGAUGAUUUGCUUGUAGAUGGAAAGAUUAAAUCCAAGGAAAAGAAUAAGAGGAAAAAAACAGUCAAGGAUAAGCUGAGUGAGAAUUGUGAUGAUGCUGAAACCAGUAAAUUCAUACUCAAGAAGCGCGAGCCUCAGAGUGACUACAGGGAAAAUAUUGAUCUAGAAAAUAAUCUGCAAAUGAAUGGAAAUGACACAAAUGCUUAUGUUAAUCCCAAGAAAUUAAAAAAAAAUCUUUCUGCUUCUGAGAAGUGGGAUGAGGCUUACAAAAGAAAAACUCCUGAUAAUACAUGGAAGCCUCCACGGUCUGAGACUGUUCUCAUUCAAGAGGAUCAUGCUCAUGACCCUUGGAGGGUGUUGGUCAUUUGUAUGCUUCUCAACCGGACUUCUGGGAGACAGACAAAAGAGAUUGUGUUAGACUUCUUCAAGUUAUGUCCGGAUGCAAAGUCUUGCACAGAAGUUGCAACCGAUGAAAUAGAAGAGACAAUAAGGACGCUAGGUUUGCAACACAAAAGAGCAAAAAUGUUACAACGUCUAUCUGAGGAAUACUUGGACGAAAGCUGGACUCACGUAACUCAAUUGCAUGGGGUUGGGAAGUAUGCAGCAGAUGCAUAUGCUAUAUUUGUUAAUGGGAAGUGGGAUAGAGUGACACCUACAGAUCACAUGUUGAACUAUUAUUGGGAAUUCCUCCGUAGAAUCUAUCAAGCAUGAAUUGGAAUGAAAUUUCUAAUUUUGCUGUUUUUUCUGUCUUUUCUUUUCGUAUCAGUUAGAAGAGGGUUUUCCCUCUCUUUAUGGAACUACAAGUCUAAGUUUCCAAAUUGUAAUGUUUUGAGGAACAAUGUUCUAAAUAUGACCUACAACAUUUUGCAUAGGACUUUUUAUUUUACAGAUAACUAUGUAUGCACAUCACUGGUGCUAAAUUGACGAAAUUUAGUUUCCUUUUGGAUCAUGUUAUUUUUCAUUUUAAAAUGUACAAAAUUAUGCUUCUUAA
This is a messenger RNA of Vigna unguiculata (cowpea), 3651 nucleotides long. RefSeq lists its product as uncharacterized. Lineage: Eukaryota; Viridiplantae; Streptophyta; Magnoliopsida; Fabales; Fabaceae. Gene Ontology annotation, biological process: DNA repair. Gene Ontology annotation, cellular component: nucleus. The record is from RefSeq and is a predicted model, not a curated record. Gene Ontology annotation, molecular function: DNA binding; catalytic activity.